Messenger RNA from Polyodon spathula (Mississippi paddlefish), 2136 nucleotides. It is a transcript of the gene tmc1, whose product is annotated as transmembrane channel-like 1. NCBI's taxonomy places the organism in Eukaryota, Metazoa, Chordata, Actinopteri, Acipenseriformes, Polyodontidae. The coding region runs from base 16 to 2136 and encodes 706 amino acids. The transcript is spliced from 17 exons. Gene Ontology annotation, cellular component: plasma membrane. The record is from RefSeq and is a predicted model, not a curated record. Gene Ontology annotation, biological process: vestibular reflex; detection of mechanical stimulus involved in sensory perception of sound. Gene Ontology annotation, molecular function: mechanosensitive monoatomic ion channel activity.
AACCAACCAUGGCAAAUGAAGCGCAAGCUGACAACUCUCAAGGAAGCUCAUGAAUUUGUGGAUAAAUUUGAAGGUUCCCUUGGGAAGGGAAAAGGCAAAAAAUUUUAUGCAUACAAAGUGAUGAUGCAAAAGAAAUGGAUGAAGUUUCAGCGUGAUUUUGAGAACUUCAGAACAGCCUGCAUACCAUGGGAAAUGAAAAUAAAGGAGAUAGAAAGUCAUUUUGGUUCCUCAGUUGCCUCCUAUUUCAUUUUCUUGAGGUGGAUGUAUGGAAUCAAUAUGGUUUUGUUUGGUUUAACAUUUGGCCUUGUCAUGGUGCCUGAGGCACUGAUGGGUAAACCGUAUGGCAGUAUGCCAAGAAAAACUGUCCCUAAAAGUGAAGAAGCCACAGCUAUGGACUUUUCCAUUUUAUGGGAUUUUGGGGGUUUUUCACAGUACUCUGUCCUGUUCUAUGGCUAUUACAACAACCAACGUGCUAUUGGAUGGCUUAAGUUUCGUAUGCCUUUGUCCUACUUUAUGACAGGAGUUGGAACAAUUGCCUAUAGCUUCAUGGUGGUUAUAAGAACAAUGGCAAAUAAUGCAAAUGAAGAGGGUGGUGGAGAUGACACAAGCUUUACCUUCAGCUGGAAAAUGUUCACCAGCUGGGAUUACUUAAUUGGGAAUCCUGAAACAGCUGACAACAAAUUUGCUUCUAUUACCACAAGUUUUAAGGAAUCUAUUGUGGAAGAGCAGGAAAAUCGGAAGGAAGAGAACAUUCAUUUGACCCGGUUCCUGCGGGUGCUUGCUAACUUCCUAGUACUCUGCUGCCUUGGUGGGAGUGGGUACCUCAUCUAUUUUGUAGUGCGAAGGUCUCAGAAGUUUGCUCAGGAGGGGUUGGAUGACUAUGGUUGGUGGGAGAGAAAUGAAGUAAACAUGGUGAUGUCCUUGUUGGGAAUGUUCUGUCCGAUGUUGUUCGAUGUCAUCAGUGCGUUGGAGAACUAUCACCCUCGAAUCGCUCUUCAGUGGCAGCUGGGCCGCAUCUUUGCUCUGUUUCUGGGCAAUCUGUACACAUUCAUCAUUGCUCUCCUUGAUGAAAUAAAUCUGAAGUUGGAAGAGGAGGCGAUAGUCAGGAUCAAUAUGACAAUAUGGGAGGCCAGCCUUUACAAUGGAACUGUGGCAGAAAAUGCUACGGCUCCCCCACUAGAAGUGGACCCUGCUGUUGUGCCUAGAGGACCAUGCUGGGAGACUAUGGUUGGACAGGAAUUUGUGCGGCUAACUGUUUCUGAUACAGUGACAACAUAUAUAACACUGUUGGUUGGAGACUUCCUGCGGGCUGUAUUUGUUCGAUUUCUCAACUACUGCUGGUGCUGGGACUUGGAAUAUGGAUUUCCAUCCUAUGCAGAAUUCGAUAUCAGUGGAAAUGUGCUGGGACUGAUCUUCAACCAAGGAAUGAUUUGGAUGGGUGCCUUUUAUGCUCCGUGCCUUCCAGCCAUCAAUGUCAUUCGUCUUCAUGUAUCCAUGUAUCUGCAGUGCUGGGCAGUAAUGUGCUGUAAUGUUCCUCAUGCGAGGGUGUUCAAGGCCUCUGGAUCCAAUAACUUCUAUAUAGCCAUGCUGCUUGUUAUUCUCUUUCUUUCAACAUUACCUGCAGUGUAUACCAUUGUCUCGAUACCACCCUCUUUUGACUGUGGCCCCUUUAGUGGAAAACACAGGAUGUUUGAUGUCAUCCAAGAGACACUGGAUAAUGACUUCCCUGCCUGGUUUGGAAAAGUGUUUGGCUAUGCCUCCAAUCCCGGACUAAUUCUUUCUUUUAUAUUGCUCAUGGUUUUAGCAAUCUAUUAUCUGAAUGCUACCUCCAAGUCAUACAAGACUGCCAAUCUUGAAUUAAAGAAGAAACUGCAAAAUCAAAAAGAGGAGAGUAAAAAGAAGAACAAAAAGGUAGCGGAAAAGACUGCAGCUGAUUUACAAGAAGCUAAGAGUAGUCUUCUCAAACAAGACAACAGCACAAAAGAAAAUACAUCUGUAACCCCCUAUCCAUUCAAGCAGUUGGAAGAGCCGGGGGCAGAGAAUCAGAGAGGAACCAGCCUGGGCAGAAUGACGGACACCUGUACCCCCCCAGUGGGAGAGGAAUGCGCCCGGGAGGCCCGCCUCCUCCCCGGAUAG